AUCAUAUUAAGCUCAGAUAACAUAUGAUCGUAUAAAGGAAUUGUAGACGGGUCCUGUGACUAUGCCUUUGACCGGCUGAUACCGCGAUAACCAGUAGACAGCAAGUUAGUUGACUUAAUAACUCCCGCAGCUAUCUGGGAGUAUUGUCAAUGGCACCCAUUAACUCCUCAGGCGGGAUGGACAACCGUGCUCAUGUCCAGAGACAAAACGGGAAAGAGACAAAAAGCGAAUCGCAGCUGGACGAGCUUUAUGACUCUGACGACGUCCAAGAAUCCGCGGUGGUGGUGAUUGAGGGGAUGGACGGAGGGUUGAACAUGAAGACAGCCAUGGUGUUUGUGGUGGGAGAGAUGGCUGGGAGCGGUGUCCUGGCGCUGCCCAAAGCCGUGGACAGUUUAGGUUGGAUUGGUCUCGUUCUGAUUGUGUUCUGCUGCUUCCUGGCUGCCUAUACUGGGGCUAUUUUGGGGAAAUGCUGGGUGAUCCUACGUGAGGUCUACCCCGAAUACCGAAGUCAUACCAGAUACCCGUAUCCAGCCAUUGCAUUCAGGACAUACGGAAAAUUUGGCAGAUACCUAGUAUCAAUAAGUAUUAACGUUACUUUGUUCGGGGUCGGGGUUGUGUUCGUUCUCAUGGCGUCCGAGAUCAUUCAACAACUCCUGCACGACCUAAACGUCCACGUCUCCUUCUGUUACUGGAUGAUUAUCAUCGUGGGGGUCCUCACGCCCUUCACGUGGUUAGGAAGCCCCAAAGAUAUGUGGCCCCUUGCUAUCGGCGCCCUGGUGACUACAGCCAUCGCGUGCGUCAUCAUCGUCGUGAAUACAGCCGUAAUAAAGGACAAGGUCGAGGUGUACCAUGGGCCCAUCCAGGUAAAACCGGCCCUCCUGUCUCUGGGGACAAUCUUCUAUAGUUUUGGCAAUCACCCCAUCUUCCCCACGAUCCAACACGAUAUGAAGAAGCCAGACAGAUUCACUGUGACAGUCUUCUCAGCCUUCAUGUGCGUUUUGUGCAUGUACUUGCCAGUAACUGCGGCUGGUUACUUUGUCUUCGGGACCAACGUCAAUGAGAACAUCCUGACCUCAAUCUAUGAAGUCGCCAACGGACCAGCCCUUUAUGUGGUCCAGAUUCUGAUCAUUUGUCACCUCAUGUUUGGUUAUGUCAUCAUCAUUAACCCUAUCGCACAAGAAUUUGAACAAGCACUUAAUAUACACCAUUCUUUCAAUAUCAAAAGAAUCUUCUGUCGUACGGGUAUCACUUUGGUGACGUUGUUCGUAGCGGAAACCAUCCCAAAGUUUGGCAACCUCUUGGGCCUAAUAGGUGGAUCUACAACUGCGUUACUGGCUUUUUUCCUCCCUGUCUUACUAUAUAAUAAGCUCUGUGAUGACAAUAAAAGGCCAAUCUCUCUCCACCAGCGAGUGUUCCACUAUGAGAUUAUGGUAAUAGCCGUCCUGGUUGGAAUAUCAGCGACGUACGCCGCGAUUGAAGGAAUAGUCAGUCCUGAUUCCUUUGUUCUGCCGUGCUAUGUCAAUAUCGACGCUGCAGAGGGACAUUAGUACUGGAAGCCGCAUUUGUUUUAAAUGUACAUGCAUUUUGUAAUUGUUGUAAAUAAAGUAUAUUAGUCGUAGUUCCACUUAUCAUAAAACCCCGUGUUUUUUCAAGACCCGUGUCUUCGCCGUGUGUCAAAAAACCCGCGGCGCACUUACACCUAUCAGUUGUGUUAGAUAAUGGUUAAUAGCCCCGGCGACAGGUGCGCUGUAGGUAGGGAGCUCUCCUGUGUUUCUUUCCCGUUGGAGGGGGCGCAAUACCGAGGAAACUAUACCGCGCCCUCUGUCGCCGGAUCUUAGAACUUGCAAUUGCCGUGUCUAUUCAGAUUCCACCUAUCAAAAAACCUGUGUUGAACACGGGUCUAAAUUAGCCCCAUCGAGCUCGAUGGGGCUAAUAGACACGGGGAUUUGACACACGGGUCUAUUUAGACACGGCAAUUUAUAGGUGUAAGCGCAAAAGACACGGGGAUUUGAUAGGUGGAAGUAC
Messenger RNA from Lineus longissimus, 2025 nucleotides. RefSeq lists its product as uncharacterized. Gene Ontology annotation, biological process: amino acid transmembrane transport. Bases 150 to 1547 code for a protein of 465 amino acids. Gene Ontology annotation, cellular component: membrane. The record is from RefSeq and is a predicted model, not a curated record. Gene Ontology annotation, molecular function: amino acid transmembrane transporter activity. NCBI's taxonomy places the organism in Eukaryota, Metazoa, Nemertea, Pilidiophora, Heteronemertea, Lineidae. The transcript is spliced from 7 exons.